AUGGCCCUGUUCUCGGUUGCAUCGGCACUCGAAGCUGCCCUUUUCUCCCACGCGGUGAGUCCCUUGACUCCUAAAGCUCGGUGGGGGUUCCCUUGGCGACUUAUCACCACCGUGGCUUUCAAACCGGAUAUAUCGGCACAGGUUUCUGAUGCACUGCUGCUCUGUACCGGCGGCAUACACAAAACUGACAGAGAAUUCGAGUUCUCGCGCAUUGUCGAGAGAGAAUCGAUAGUCGACCUGUCUGGUAGACUUGCUUCGAAGGAACAUUCAACCCUAACACAGCCAUUCGAUAUGAGCAGUACCGGCCUGCAGCUUUACGACCUUGAACCCCGAGCAGUCGAGGUCGACGUGGAACGCAGCCUUCCCUCGGACGGAGCAACCCAAGCAAUGUCAUUUGGGCGAGGUAGGUCACUUCCACCUCUGCUACCGAACCGUGAGGAAUAUGUCGUCGACUUUGACGGCCCAGAUGACCCGGCUUUUGCCCAGAACUGGCCGAUGAGGACCAGACUCUACAUCAGUGCAAUCCUCGCCUUCACCUGCGUCAGUUCGACCUUCGACUCGGCCGUCUUCAGCCCGUCCAUGAGCCAGGUGGCCAAACACUUUGGCGUCGAUAUCGAAGUAGCUGCCCUGGCCAGCUCGCUCUACAUCGCCGGUUACGCGUGCGGCCCCCUGGUCUGGGCGCCUUUCUCCGAACGCCACGGUCGCCGCCUCCCUAUUGUCGUGGCCAUGCUGGGUUUCGGCAUUUUCAACACUGCCGUCGCCGUGUCGAAGGAUCUCCAGACCCUGAUGAUCUGUCGCUUCUUCGGCGGUGUCUUCGGCAGUAGCCCGCUCAUCAACGUUGCCGCCAUCUUCGCUGACAUGUACGACAACCGCACGCGUGGAGUUGCUAUCGCCCUCUUCGCCAACACCGUCUUCUUGGGGCCGUUGAUCGCACCGUGUGUUGGCGGAUUUAUUGACGAGUCGUAUCUCGGCUGGCGCUGGACCGCCUACAUACCCUCCUUCAUGGGAUACGGAGCUUUUGUCCUCAAUCUCCUCUUUCUUAAGGAGACCUAUGCACCCGUUAUUCUAGUAUCUAAGGCCUCCAAGCUGCGUCGCAUUACUGGCAAUUGGGGCAUUCAUGCCAAGCAGGAGCAGAUCGAAACCGACCUACAAGACCUAAUAAUCAACAACCUGGGCCGGCCCCUGCAGAUGCUCUUCAAAGAACCCCUGAUUAUGGCCGUGACGAUCUAUCUUAGCUUCAUUUACGGCCUACUAUACUGCUUUCUGUCCGCCUACACCAGCAUCUUCCAGGGCGUUUACGGCAUGUCGGCCGGUAUCGGCGGGCUCCCGCUGCUGGCCAUCAUCGUUGGUCUCCUUGUUGCAACACUCUACAUGCUCUACGUGAGCAAGGAAUACAAUGCCAAGCUACAGGCCAACAAUAACAUCCCCGUCCCCGAGUGGCGGUUGCCCCCUGUCGUCGUCGGCGGCGUGCUCUUCUCGGCAGGGCUCUUCUGGCUCGGCUGGACCGGGUUCACGCGCAGCAUUCACUGGAUCACGCCGACGCUCAGCGGCCUCUUCACGGGCGCCGGCCUGCUGAUUAUCUUCAUCCAGUUGUUCAAUUACCUGAUCGACACGUAUCUUGCCUACGCCGCCUCGGCAUUAGCAGCAAACACCUUCUGCCGUUCCCUGGUGGCAGCAGGGUUCCCGCUAUUCUCCCGGCAGAUGUUCGCCGGCAUGGGAAUCCAGUGGGCUGGUACCUUGUUAGGCUGUGUUGCUGCCGUCCUAAUCCCCAUCCCCGUGGUGUUCCUGCUCUAUGGGAGGUCUCUACGGAUGAAAAGCCGGUUUGCGCCGGUGCUGGACAAGGCACAAUGA
This is a messenger RNA of Aspergillus affinis, 1851 nucleotides long. RefSeq names its product MFS transporter. The transcript is spliced from 4 exons. NCBI's taxonomy places the organism in Eukaryota, Fungi, Ascomycota, Eurotiomycetes, Eurotiales, Aspergillaceae. The coding region runs from base 1 to 1851 and encodes 616 amino acids. Gene Ontology annotation, molecular function: transmembrane transporter activity. The record is from RefSeq and is a predicted model, not a curated record. Gene Ontology annotation, biological process: transmembrane transport.